CUAAAUAGCUCUAAAGGGGGGAGGGAUGUCGGUUGCUAAGAGCAUCGCACUGCAGCGCUUGUCGGGACGUUGAACAAGGGGGCUCUUAUCAGAAAUGUACCACCAACUUGAAAGCUCGCACUGUUGCCGCACCACAGACAGUGUAGUUAGAUACAACAUCAGUACCUGAGCGCGCCAGUGACAGCAGCAACAGGUAGUCUGACAGCACCUGCACCACCACUGCGUCGCCCAAGGUAAGCACGUUCUUUUUUCUUCUCUCUUUCGUCCCUUCCUCCCGCUACUGCUCUUUCUUUGUCGUCGUCGCCGUCGUUUCGCUCCUUAGGUUUCCUCCUCUCCUUACAGCCAAGAGCCAAAAAUACGCACACACCCCCUCCCUCGAGGCCCGAUUCAACGAACGAACGCUUCCUUUUUGUGGAAGACUCGCGCGAGCCCUCUCUACUCAUGAAGAGGCGCUCGUCGGGUUUGACCGACGACAGUGACGAACCUCCUCCCGACCCUCCUCCUGCUGCUGAUAUCCAUCACCAUCAAUACCGACAGCCUACCAGGAGUCGCAACUCUUCACCACCGCCCCGCGAUUCCAAGCAGCCCGCCUUUGCUGCCGCUACCGUGGCCGCAGCUGCCGCCGCAGUUGUUGCUGCCUCGAGGUCAUCGUCCGCAAGGAGUAGCAGUAGGCUCUCUAGUCACCCCAAUUGGAAGCUUGAACAUGGCCCAAAUGCGAAUGGAUCACAAGAUAACCAUUCCUUGACUACGUCUUCCUUGCCGCUGCCCCUCUCGUCCCCAUCGCAGGCCGCGCCAUCGGCAGCCUACCGAAACAACCAGCGUCAACUCCCAAACCACAGUCACUCCCAAGUUAUCAGCGACGAACACGACAUCGUCAACCUGCGAGACGACCAGGACGACGACGACGAUAUCCCUCGAGCUGACCAGAUUGCAAUGAGUAACGAGAAGAUGCCCGACGUGCGCUUCGCAGGUCGCCGCUCCCGAUCUCGCGGUCCCUGGUCCAUCACUAUUUUCGCUUUGGCUGUCACCGUUCUUGGCAUCACACUGCUUUGCGCCAUAUUGAAUUCCUCUUGGACUCGCCAGCUCGACGCAAAGGGAUGUCGUAUGUCGUACAUGCGGCCCUCUUAUAUUCGAUUGCGGGACUUUGACACGGAGCACACUCGCUUUGCGACAAAGUACUCUCUAUAUCUGUACCGUGAGCAGGGCGUCGACGACGAAAGAAAGUUGAGAGGUGUUCCUGUACUUUUCAUACCAGGGAACGCCGGAAGCUACAAGCAGGUUCGGCCGAUAGCCGCCGAGGCUGCGAAUUACUUCCACGAGUCUCUCCAACACGAUGAGGCCGCUACGGCCGCAGGCGCUCGCAGUCUCGAUUUUUUUACUGUCGACUUCAACGAGGAUAUCACAGCCUUUCACGGACAGACCAUGUUGGAUCAGGCAGAGUACUUGAACGAGGCCAUCAGAUAUAUUCUAUCUCUGUAUAUGGAUCCACGCAUGUCUACGCGUGACCAAGAUUUGCCGGAUCCUACGUCUGUCCUUGUUCUGGGCCACUCCAUGGGUGGUAUCGUUGCUCGCACCAUGCUCAUCAUGCCAAACUACCAGUCGAACUCGAUCAACACCAUCAUCACCAUGUCCGCUCCCCACUCGCGUCCUCCCGUGAGUUUUGACGGGCAGAUUGUUAAGAUCUAUGACGAUAUCAACGACUAUUGGCGACAUGCCUACUCCCAAAAGUGGGCCAACAACAAUCCAUUGUGGCACGUUACUCUCGUCUCGAUUGCUGGCGGUGGCUUAGACACCGUUGUUCCCUCCGACUAUGCUAGUGUCGAGUCGAUAAUCCCCGAGACGCAUGGUUUCACCGUCUUCACCACCGGCAUACCUGGUGUAUGGACUAGUAUGGAUCACCAGGCCAUUCUGUGGUGCGACCAAUUCCGUAAAGUCGUUGCUCGUGCCAUGUACGACGUCGUCGAUGUCCACAGAUCUUCGCAAACCAAGCCGAGGGCGGAGAGGAUGAGGGUCUUCAAGAAAUGGUUCCUUACCGGCAUGGAGUCCAUCGCGGAGAAAACCCUGCCUUCGGAGGGGCCAAGUACCCUGCUCACUCUCGAGGACAGCUCGAAUGCGAUUAAAGCACAAGGCGAACGCUUUGUCUUGCGACAACUUGGGCGCGAACCGAAGCCGCAAGCCCAUUUGCUUCCGGUGCCUCCCCAGGGAUCUCCAGAAGGCAAGCGUUUUACUCUUCUAACCGACACCCCGUUAGAUAGACCAGGAGAACAUGGGAGACUGGAGAUUUUGUUUUGCAGCGUUUUCCCACUGCAACCGGGCCAAGCGACCACCUUGUUCACCAUGAACAUGGAUCUCUCAGAAGGCAGCACUCGGUCGACCAGAUUGGCAUGCAAGAACGCUGCGUCCGACGCUAUCAUAUUGCCCCCUUCGACACGAUUUCGUCAUGAACCGUUCUCCCUGGACAACGAGCCGGCGGCGAGGCCAUUCUCGUAUCUUCAGUUCGAUAUCGAAGACAUAGCGGAUCACCAGUUUGUGGUCAUUGUUGACAAAGCUGUGAAGCCGACCGAAAGCUUCGUGGUAGCCGAAUUCAGUGACUAUUCUCAGUCUCACAGACGGCGGAAUAUCAGCCUGCGCCGACUCCUCGCAUUUGGGAUGACGCUGCGACUCCCAUCGAACCGUCCCAUGGUUGCGGAAAUCAAUAUACCUACGCUGCAAUCCAGUCUCUUGGCUUUCAAGUUGGAGAUUGGCAACCAAGCGUGCGGCAACACACCAGAGCUCUUCUCUCCCCUGAUUCGACAGCACCUGGCUCAGCCCUACGAGUCCAAGUUUUUCGUCAACGCGAGACAUGCCAGUAUCAGCAUGCACGGCAUCGCCCCCUUUGUUCCGCCUCCCCUAAGGCACAAGGGAUACGAUGAACAGGGCCUCAGUCUUCAGUUUUGGACUGAUCCGACAUGCGAAUCUACCAUCCAAGUCAAACUAACGGUUGACGCAUUAGGCAGCUUGGGCAAGCUGUACAUGCGCUACCGAACCGUAUUCGCAGCAUUCCCACUGCUUGUGGUGACCCUCGUGCUUCGCAAGCAGUUCCGGGUUUAUGAUACCACCGGCACGUUCAUCUCCUUUUCCGAGAGUCUCGAUCUCUGCCUGCGGCAGUCCGUACCUCUUAUGCUCCUCUCUCUGACGUUCCUUUCCUUGUCAAUGACAGGAUCCUGGUCGUCAGGGCCGGCUGCAUUUUGGCACUGGCGCAACGCAACGUCUACAGGAGCCGAUUUUCACAGCAACGACCUUCUCACGGGCACACAGGAUCCUUUUUUCUGGUUCUUGAUCCCUCUCAUUGGAGUCGUUUGCAUCGGUGUAUGCGCAGUCCUUCACUAUGUCACCCUGGCCUUGACUCAGCUCCUUGGCAUCGUCUACGCGUGGGUGGCCCUCCAACCCUUCGGCCAGGCGCGAGAUGAGCGCCGACGAGCGCAGUUGCCAAUUUUUGUCUCCUCGUCUCCUCGACGACGCAUGGUUACUACGGCGGUACUUUUGUUCCUGGUGUCCACCUUCAUCCCCUACCAAUUUGCGUACUUGGUAGCGUGCCUCGUCCAGCUCUUCACCGUCGUUCGCGCGCUGCGGAUUGCCUCAGAGCUCAAGUCUGGGACGAAUUACGAUUUCUACCAUUACGCCCACUCAAUCUUGCUGCUCAUGCUCUGGGUCCUCCCUAUCAACCUGCCAAUCCUGGCUGUGUGGAUUCGCAACCUCGCCGUUCAUUGGCUUACCCCCUUCUCCUCGCACCACAAUGUGCUCUCUAUCAUGCCCUUCAUUCUUCUCGUGGAGAACUUGACGACGGGAAAGAUGGUGCCUAGAGUCACCGGGAGGAUGAGACAUCUCACCAGCGUGCUUCUUUUUGGUACGGCUAUUUACGCUGCCAUCUACGGCGUUUCCUACGCCUACAUGCUACACUAUCUUGUCAACCUGAUAGCGGCAUGGUUGGUUGUGAUCCAUUCGACCGCUGAUAACUGGCCUCUCGCUGGGUUCAGUUCAAUAUUCGAAAGCAGUCAUCUUGAAGCCCGUAAGCGUGGCAAGACACCUUGACGGCGGAAACAGACACCCGUCUGUUUUGGAAAAGGGCCAUGACAUUGGCAAUGCCAGCUCGUUUGAGGAAGAGAUUGAGCUUCUUGGAAGCCGACUUUUAACAUCACCGUUCUUCAUGGUGUAUAUACGAUAAAUGCGGUCCGCUCGACCGGGCUUACUUUUUAAUCUGGAUUCACGACGUUGAAAACGCGGAAACCUUUGUUUCUUUGGUAUAGACACUUUCAGCUAUUUGCAAUCGACGUUAGGACUGGCUUGGUCUCGACGUUUAGGGCGGAUAUUCCAGGCUUAUGGCCACAACGCAUUGGCGUUGGCACAAUGUUUCUGGGGGUUUCAUCAUUUUGUUCAUCUGCAUCUUGCAUCGGCUGGGGAGUUUGUACGGUUCGCGCGUUGAAGUUGGAGGCGUCGAAACGAACACGAACAUGUUUCCCUACGAAAUGUCUCGGAAGCUCUUUUAUCUUGUUCUUCUGCCUCUUCCCUCUUCGCCUUUUGACCGGUAGAUAUCAGGCCUACAAUUAGGCGUCCGCCUGGACAGGCGUUGCCGCAUGACGGACUAUAGGGUACAAAAGAGGGGACUUCUUUUCUCACGGUGUUUUUGCGUAAUGCCAAACGGAGGUCUAGUUUUUCUUGCUAUUUUUCUUUUGGGCGUUGGAGCUCCGACCAUGGUUUUAAUCUAGUAGCGACCGAGAUGCAGCUUUACGUUCUUCAUACAAGUGGUAGGCAUGCGCACAUUCGAAGCGCACAUCAGCGGAGGGAAGAAGGCUAGGG
Molecule: messenger RNA, 4836 nt
Organism: Colletotrichum destructivum
Lineage: Eukaryota; Fungi; Ascomycota; Sordariomycetes; Glomerellales; Glomerellaceae
Product: Putative GPI inositol-deacylase PGAP1, alpha/Beta hydrolase
Exons: 2
Coding region: 442-4071 (1209 amino acids)
Biological process (GO): endoplasmic reticulum to Golgi vesicle-mediated transport; GPI anchor metabolic process
Cellular component (GO): endoplasmic reticulum
Molecular function (GO): phosphatidylinositol deacylase activity
Source: RefSeq, a predicted model, not a curated record